CGGCCGUCGCGGCGGAGCGGAGUGGGUGCGCGGUGCGGCGACACUCGGGAGUGGUGCUCGUCGGUCUCGACGAUAGGACUCGGGAGAGAAGUGUUGUGUGCACAGACGGAGGAGGUGGAGCUGGGCGCCGUCCUUCAGGACACUGAAAAUCGCCCCAGGCCACAGAUCCUCUGCGAUUCAAGACGCACAGUUUUCAGCCACUCAAGUUCAAGCACAUCACUGCCAUUGAAGACCGUUGCCUGAAUUGGUGCUCUAGGAACGGCCCAGACGUGAAGGUCUCGAUCUGAAUGUAGAGCUUACAGCAGGGGAGCCCAUCGACUUCGACUAUAAGUCAGGUCACGGAGAGGACCGAACGCCUGCCGGCACGGGACGGUAGCGUCGCCGAUCAGCAGGCCACAGCGGAGCAUGGGCUGCGUCGAUGGACCCGCCGCCUCAAACGCCGGAGCUGCUGGAAUCGCUCUACUCGCAGGUGUCGCACCUGGACUCGGUGCUCAGCUCGCUGGAGGGUCAGAUCCAGGUGCUGGAGGCGGUGCAGCGCUCACUGCCGCGGCCCACGCACGGCGGCUCUCAGCACGACUCGGGCACGGACGGCCACGAGCCCGACAGUCUGGAGGCCAUGCGCACGGUGCUCUCUGAGGGGCCGGAGCCGACGCCUGGCCGCCGCGCGGCGCCCUGCUCCCCGCACCCGGCGGAGCUGGAGCCGGCCGUACUGCUGCACCUGGAGCGGUGCGCGCACAGAAAGACCCGCCGACAGCUGCAGCUGCUCCAGAACAACGCCAGGUCGUAUGACUCGAGCGGCCGGCAGCGGGUGACCAGCCAGCCGGAGUCGCUGCACGGCGGCUCGGAGGGCAGUCUGACCGGCUCUCUGGAGACGCUGGCCUCGCUGGCCAGCUCUGACCGACUGCUGGAUGAGCUCAAACUGCGCGAGAUGACCAUCGCCCAGCUGCGCGGCCGUGUGCUUCAGCUGGAGAGAGCGCGGCUCGACAACAUCCCGCUCGACCCGGCCCGAGAGAUCUCACGGCUCCAGAGCAGCGUGGUGCAGCUGGAGCGGGUGCGGGACGAGCUGACCCUGCAGAACUUCUCGCUCAAGUCGAAGCUGUCCGAGUUCACGCAGCAGCUGAGCAGCUCUGGCGUGCAGUUCCGGCUGGACCAGCAGCCGCCGGCGGGCGGCCGGCGCCCCGCAGCCGGCUCCGACUCAGGGGCCGGCGUCGGAGGGCGGAGAGGCGGCUCCGAGCACGACGCCGAGCAGCAGCGGCGCAUCGGCGAGCUCGAGACGCAGCUGCACAACCAGCGCAACGAGCUGGAGCAGCUGCGCGCCGACUCUGCCCAGCUGCGGGCGCUGGAGGCGCGCCUCGAGGAGAGCCUCAGCCGGCGCGAGACCACAGAGCGGUACCUGGCCUCCAGGCAGGAGGAGCUCACCGUGCUGAAGCUGGACCUGGAGACACUGCAGGAGGAGAACACCCGGCUGAAGGACGACCUGAGUCGCGUGCUGCGCCAGGAGGCCGAGCACAGCAGCCGCCUGGUGCGGCUCAGCGACUGCGAGUCGGAGCUGGGCCGGCUUCAGGAGGAGCGCCGGCUGCUGGCCGACUCGCUGCAGCGCGAGCGCACGCUGCGCAAACAGUACUUCAACCAGAUGGAGGAGCUGAAGGGCCGCAUCCGGGUGUUCUGCCGGCUGCGGCCGCUGAGCGAGCCCGAGCGGCGCCAGGGCGGCGCAGCGCCCAUCGACUGCGCCGACCCGUACACGCUCUGUGUCGGCGGCGACAAGGGCCAGCGAGAGUUCCAGUUCGACCGCGUCUUCACCGAGGACACCAGCCAGCAGCGCAUCUUCGACGAGGUCGAGUCCCUGGUGCAGUCGAGUAUGGACGGCUACAACGUGUGUAUCUGCGCCUACGGUCAGACCGGCUCCGGGAAGACGCACACGCUGCUGGGAGACGAGCAGGCGCCGGGCGUGGCGCCGCGCGCCUUCCGGCGGCUCUUCGAGCUGGCCCAGGCGCGCGCGGCGCAGACCAGCUGCGCCAUCAGCACCUACAUGCUGGAGCUGUACAACGACCGGCUGGUCGACCUGCUGGCGCCGGCCGGAGCGCGAGCAGACGAGAAACUCGAGGUGAAGAAGGACCGCCGGGGCACGGUGGUGGUCUCGGGCGCCGCGCUGCUGCCCUGCCAGGACGCCGCCCACCUGCAGCUGCUGUUUGAGCGCGCCGUCGGCGCCCGGCGCACUGGCGCCACGCGCAUGAACGCGGCCAGCUCCCGCUCCCACCUGGUCAUAGGCGUCACCGUGGAGGCCACCAGCCGCGUCAACGGCGCCGUGACGCGCGGCAAGCUGAGCCUGCUGGACCUGGCCGGCAGUGAGCGAGCCGCCAAGUCGGGCGCCGACGCCGACCAGCUGCGGGAGGCCAACGCCAUCAACAAGUCGCUCUCGGCCCUAGCGGAUGUCAUCUCGUCACUGGCGGCCGAACAGAGCUUCGUGCCUUACCGGAACAGCAAGCUGACGAUGCUGAUGCAGGACAGUCUGGGCGGCAACGCCAAGACGCUGAUGUUCGUCAACAUCUCCCCGGCGCAGUACAACCUGGACGAGACGCUGACCUCGCUGCAGUACGCCUCGCGGGUCAAACAGAUCACCAACUCGGCCGCCCGAAACGCCGACAACAAGGAGAUCACCCGACUCAAAAACGUAAUCGCCAAGCUGCGACAGCGGGUCGACUGCGGCCAGCCGAGUCUGGAGGAGCGUGACGAGGGCUGACGCGGCGCCCCCGGGCCCCGCCCGAUCCCGGCGACUGGCCUGGGUGAACCAAAGAUAUAUUCUGCCACCGCUGAGCGGUCUUCAGCGGGUGUGUUUGAGGACAAAGGACCGAGAUGGUGCUGCCCGUGUGCGGUAGCUCGCUGUGUGCCUUCAUGUGAUGAUAAAGCUGUCUACUGUGUGGCCACGGAUGUGCGUGUCUCAGAUGAUCUCGUCGCUUCAAUAUACCGUCGUGAUGUUCGA
This is a messenger RNA of Amphibalanus amphitrite, 2980 nucleotides long. Its product is annotated as kinesin-like protein KIN-14E. Gene Ontology annotation, molecular function: ATP binding; microtubule motor activity; microtubule binding. Gene Ontology annotation, biological process: microtubule-based movement. The record is from RefSeq and is a predicted model, not a curated record. The transcript has 9 exons. Lineage: Eukaryota; Metazoa; Arthropoda; Thecostraca; Balanomorpha; Balanidae. Bases 419 to 2740 code for a protein of 773 amino acids.